AUUCCACCAAGCUGGAAGUUGGCUGAGGGAUGCUUUGUGCCGAAAGAGGAGGGGUCAUCCACAAUCUCCCAGUUCAGGACAAUCUCUCUUCUGAACGUAGAGUGUAAGAUCUUUUUCUCUGUUCUGGCACGAAGAAUCACCACCUACAUGAUGCAGAACCACUAUAUCAACCCUUCCAUUCAAAAAGGUGGAAUCCCAGGCUUUUCGGGCUGUCUGGAACACACCUCGAUGAUUACCCAACUGAUCCAAGAGGCGAAACGAAAAAAAAAAGCGACCUAACAGUCGUCUGGCUAGACCUAGCCAAUGCGUAUGGGUCAAUUCCACAUGAUCUCAUCCAGGAAGGACUUGACCAUUAUUACAUCCCUGUGGCAAUCCGAGACUUAAUUACCAACUACCUUGCAGGGUUUCGACUCAGAUUUACAUCGGCACUCUUUACCACCAACUGGCUGGACCUCCAAAAGGGGAUUCCAACAGGGUGCACCAUCUCCCCCAUCUUGUUCAUUAUGGGCAUGAACAUACUACUAACUGCUGCGGAAGGCAUAACCCGGGGCCCUAAAUUGGAAUCCGGUGUUGUGCAGCCAGUACUGCGUGCAUUUACGGACGACAUCACAGUGACCACUGUGACGCACGUCCAAGCAAGAUGGGUGCUGGAUACAUUGGGCAGCGUUGCCUCCUGGGCAGGGAUGCUGUUCAAGGCCAGGAAGUCCAGGAGCAUGGUCAUCAAGAAGGGUAGAGUCACCGGCAAGUUUAGUCUCCAGGUCCAGGGUGAGGUCAUCCCACCAAUCGAGGGUAACCCGGUAAAAUGCCUGGGAAAGUGGUUUAAUGCGUCCCUAACGGAUGGUGCCAACGUAGCUGAGGCGGUGAAGCAGACUGUAGAGUGGCUGAAGAAGAUUGAGAAAUCUUUACUCCCGGGCAAGUUUAUGACCUGGCUGUACCAACACGGCCUCUAGCCUAGGCUCCUUUGGCUACUCACAGUCUACGAGUUUCCCAUGACCACCAUUGAGCUCAUUGAGAGGAGAGCCAACAAGCACCUGCGGAGGUGGCUGGGCAUUCCCCCAAGCUUCUCAUCAGUGGGCCUUUACAUCAGGUCUGGUCAACUGCAACUCCCCCUGUCGUCAGUAGUUGAGGAGUACAAGGUGGCGAAAUGCAGAGUUGUCCUAAGUCUGAGGGACUCCAACGAUGACCUCAUCAGUCAAGCUGGCAUGACAACCAGGUCUGGACGCAAGUGGGCUGCCAACGUAGCGGUGGAUCAGGCAGUCAGCUCCUUGAAGUUGCGGGACAUAGUGGGCAACCAGUGCAUCCACCGACAAGGCCUUGGCUCUGCACAAUUCCAAACCUGGGGAGGUUCCCAGGGGGCCUGGACAAAAUGGGACUUGCCCAGGCGCAAAGUCCCAUGGAGGGAGCUGUGGCGCCUGGAGCCCUAUCACAUCUCCUUCCUCUUACGGUAUGUUUACGACACCCUCCCCUCCCCAGUACAUCUGCACACAUGGAGUCUAAGAGAGGAUCCGCUUUGUAAGCUGUGCGGCAAGAGGGGGACCUUGGCCCAUAUACUGUCUGGGUGCAAAACAUCCUUAACCCAGGGGCGGUAUAGAUGGCGCCACGACAAAGUGCUCCUCUCACUGGCCGACACCAUAGAGCGGGAGAGGGUCAAGAAGAGACCAGCCAACACAACCGCACGGAGAGCCAUCACCUUCGUCAAGGAGGGAACUGGACCUUCACAGACCACCAAAAGGAAAAGAACCAGCAUUCUCCAGGCAGCGAGCUCCUGGGAGAUGAGGGUGGAUGUGGGGAGGAGGCUGCAGUUCCCUGAGGUGGUGCAAACUUCCCUCCUCCCGGACAUAGUGCUGUGGUCAUCCAAGGACCAGAAGAUAAUCCUGGUUGAAUUGACAGUACCAUGGGAGGAGGGGUGCGAGGAGGCCCAUGAAAGGAAGGCUGCAAAAUACCAACAGCUGGCCCAAGACUGCCGAGACAGAGGCUGGCAGGCAUGGGUCUUCCCCGUGGAGAUAGGGUGCAGGGGCUUUCCAGCAAGGUCUGCGUGGAGUUUCCUGUCUGCCAUAGGCAUGGAUGAGCACAGUAAGAAGCAGGCAGCUCGUCGGAUGGGGGAGGAGGCGGAACGUGCCUCAUGCUGGAUUUGGAGUAAGAGAGAGGAGGAAAGCUGGAAGCCAGGGGCAGAUGGGCAGUGAGCUGGCCACUCACUGUCGGCCCACCAACCUAGGGUGUUGUGGUUCAGGGCCGAAACACCCCGUGAUGGUUGGACACCACCUGACGACAUCUGCUCCUGGCUCAAGGCUACAGCUACCUGCUAAGGUAGCUGAGGAAGGCACCUCGUGUGUAUCCAUCAAAUGCAUACGUUUUGGUUUGUCGAGAA
This is a messenger RNA of Engraulis encrasicolus (European anchovy), 2368 nucleotides long. RefSeq lists its product as uncharacterized. Lineage: Eukaryota; Metazoa; Chordata; Actinopteri; Clupeiformes; Engraulidae. The transcript is spliced from 2 exons. Bases 990 to 2183 code for a protein of 397 amino acids. The record is from RefSeq and is a predicted model, not a curated record.